AUGGAUGAUUCAGACGAAGAUUAUAUGACGUAUGGGCGCAGGACUCAGCGUUUUGUCUUGGAAGGGAAGCAUAUAAGAAAACAUAAAGAUGGCAUAGAAAAUUUUAAUGAUUAUUUUUCGGGUACGGAUGAAGAUUCGAGUUCCGAUGGAAGCUCAAAAGUAAAAACUCAUCACCAACGAGGAAGACAGAUCAAUACAGGGAAGUCUUCGGUUGAACAAUAUCUGGAUGAUGCGGAAGAUGCAGCUUUAAGAGUAGAUAAUAUUUCAAAUGGUAAAGCUCACCUCAAACAAAAUAGAACUUUGGUUGCAAGAAAUGCUUCACUAGAACACAAUCUGCAAGAAACAAGCCCAUCCUCUGAAUCAGAAGGUGAAAUUGUACUGUUAAAAGUAAAUAACAGUUCAAUUGUGAAAAUUCAUAGCAAAACUGAUAGACAAUUAGCAGCAAGAACUUCUUCUCAGCAUAAUCCAGAUGAUUCUUCUUCAUGCUCGGAUAAUGAAAAUGGAGCUUCAGAAUUGGCUUCAAAUGGUAAAACUCGCAAACAAAGUAGACAGUUAGCUGCAAGAAAUGCUUUGUCUGAGCACUAUCAAGAUUGUAAUGCUUUUAAAGCAGAUAUGGUUUCAAAUGCCAGAGUCGAAAUAGAACCAAACAGAAACAAACCAAAUAAAAUAUUAGCUUCGAAAAAUUCUUCCCUUCAGCGUAAUCAGGAUGAUUCCGUCUCUUCCUCAGAUUCUGGAGAUAAAAAUGCUGCUUUAAAAAUAAAGAAGCAUUUAAGUGUCAAAAAUCAUCAUCUGCAAAGUAGGCAAUUAACUGCAAAAAAUGCUUUGUCUGAGCAUCAUCACUAUCAUUCAGAAAAUGAUACUGCUUUAAAAGUGGAUAAGGCUUCAAAUGCUAAAGUUCAGCACAGACAAAAUAGAAAAUCAGUUGCUAGAAAUGCUUCAUAUCAACAUCGUCAGAAUGAUUCAGGCCCAUCCUCUGAAUCAGAAAGUGAAAAUGAACUUGUAAGAGCAGAUAAGGGCUCAAAUGUUAAAACUCAUCACAAAGAAGAGAGACAGUUAGUUACGAAAAAAUUUGCAGCUGAACAUUACCAGUAUAAUUCAGAAGAUGAUGAUCCAGCUUUAAAUAGAGAUACGAUUUCAGAUGAUGAAGCUCAUAUCGAACAAGAUGGAAUAUUAAAUGCUUCACAUGAACACAAUUUGAAUGUAAUGCACAUUCUGAGUGAUGUAAGCCCUUUCUCUGAUUCAGAAGAUGAAGUUGAACCUUUGGAUGUAAAUAAAAGUCCAAAUUUUAAAACUCAUCACAAACAAAACAGACAAUUAACUACAAGAAAUGCUUCACAUGAACAUUAUCAAGAUGAUACAAAUGAUAAGAAUACGGAUUUAAAAGAAGAUAAGGCAUCAAAUAUCAAAGUUCAUCGUAAGCAGAACAGAAUAUUAAGCGCAAGAAAUGCUUCAUAUCAACACCAGCAGGAUGUAGAGCCAUAUUCUCAAUUAGAAGGAAAAGAUACAACUUUAAAAGUAGGUAAAGCUUCGAAUGUUAAAAUUCGUCAGGAACAUCAUCAAGCUGAUACAGACUCGUUCUCAAAUGUCCAAGAUGAAGAUACUGUGCUAAAAGUAGAUAAAUCUUUAAGUGCAAAAGUUCGCCAUAGUCAAAGUGAAAUAUUAACUUCAAAAAAUGCUUCUUAUCGACAACAUCAAGAUAUUCCAGGACCCUCUGAUUUGGAAACCAAAGGUGAGAAAAAUAAGGGUAAAAGAAGCCGUUUGAUGAAUUCUACGAGAAUUCCUCUGAAAUCAAAAGAUUUACAAGAACUGCAAAGUUUUGAUAAUUUACUAGUUAGUCCUAUUAUGCCACACACACCUGGGAAAUCUAAACCAGUGCACAAUCAUAAAGAAACACAAAACAAGUCACAAACUGAAGUACUUGAUAAAGGAUACAUUGCUUCUGAAGAUAAACUGUCCAAGAGUUCUUCUGCUGCUGCAAACAAAGUCAAUAAUAGAACACAUUCUUAUGUAGACCAUCAGCAUGAUGGAAAUGAUGCAGAUUUAUGCAAAAGUACUGUGAAUAGGCUAAAGAAUUCAAGCAGAACACGGCAAGAAGCUACAUAUGCUGAAACCAUGGAUGAAUCAGAUGGAGAAGUCACACAUAUUUCUACCAAAUCAGUUACAAGAAAACAUGAAAUUUCCUACAAAAACGAAGAAAAGAAACAUGAAACAGGAAAAGAUAAGAAUAAAAAGGUGCCAUCUAGAAAAGACAUUCAUAUGAAGGAUGAUGUUCCUACUGCUCUGUUAUUAAACAAAAGUCCUAAAAAGGGGGGUUCUAAAGCAUUAAAAUCUCCGAGAAAAAAGAUGUUGGAAACUAAUUCAAAGGCAAAAGAAAAUAUGUUGAAUAGUGAGAACAUUGUACAACACCGUGAACUGUCAAAGAGACUUAGUAAAGAUAACGCCAGUGAGCAUGAGUUACAAAAAAAUAAGAAGUCAAAGACAUUAGAUUCUAAAGCCAUAGCACCACCAACCAAAACUGCUUUGAAAAUCAAUUCAAAAGCAAAAGAAAGGAUAUUAAAUGAUGAACGUGUUGAACUGCUUGAAGGCGAUGUCAAUGAGCCUGAGUUACAGAAUAAGAGAAAGACACCUUUAAAAAAGAAACCGCCAAAAGCUACAUCCAAGUAUUUAAAAAGUAAGACCCAGCCAGAAUUCUCACAUCAGAACAGUGAAAGAACUGCUGUUUUUUCAGUAGAAAAUGUAUUAAAUAAUGAAAGUGUUAUACAGCAUGGUGAACUGUCAAAGAGACUUAGCACUAAUGAUGUCAGUGAAUCUGAAUUAAAUCCCAGGUCAAGAAAAAUAAAUUCUAAAACCUUAACAUCACCAAGCAAAACAGUUUCUAAAAUUAGUUCUAAACAGAAACAUGUUUCUAAAACUUUGAAAAAUGGGUCCAAAGCACCAAUUUCGCCUAAGACUAAGCUGAACAUUAGUGCACAAAAUAUGUCCAAUAAAGGCACCCAUUUUGCUCAACAUAACAUUCAAAAUAGAGAGAAUGACCAAUCAACAUUGAAAAUGACAUCUUUGAAAAAGAAGCCACCAAAAGCUAUUGCUAAAUCUUUGAAAAGUCAGAGACAGCCUGAAUGCUCUCAUCAAAACAGUGAAGCAACUGCUGAUUUCACAGUAGAGACGUACUCUGAUGACGUUGAUGAUGAUGCCCCUGUAGCAAGUCCUGCAAAAAAACGUAGGACUGAAAAUCCAAAUGACGACAGGGUGAAAAAUUGUUGCGUUCUUUUAGAUAAUAUUUCUAGGGAGUCGAUGCAAAAGGACCGUAGCCCUGCCAAUAAAAACCUAAGUGAUUCUUGA
This is a messenger RNA of Uloborus diversus, 3339 nucleotides long. RefSeq lists its product as uncharacterized. The transcript is spliced from 3 exons. Bases 1 to 3339 code for a protein of 1112 amino acids. NCBI's taxonomy places the organism in Eukaryota, Metazoa, Arthropoda, Arachnida, Araneae, Uloboridae. The record is from RefSeq and is a predicted model, not a curated record.